UGGGAGGAGUGGUGCGGAAGACGAGCGGCUAUGAUCUCCAUAUUCUUUUGCCUGAGACGUUGAACAAAAGGAGCCGCAUCAAACGGCAAAAUAUUCGCUAUGGGUUUAUAUUUUAAUGAUGUUUUCGCUUUGUGGAAAAGCUCAAGUUGACUCACGAGUCAUGUUGGGUUUGACUUGAUCGCAGCUGUUCUGGAAAGAAUGGAACUACACACACCUACAAAAUUUCCAUGCAACAGAACAGUGGUUCUGAUGCAAAGUGCGUGAUGAUGGAGAACAAUUUGUCUUUGCACUGGCUGCAAAAAUGAUGAAACUUAUGCUCUCACAGCUCCCCCACAAGUCUUCAGGAUCAGAUCAGGUGCAAUCCUGCGUAACAAGAGUUCCAUGACCACAAGUAAUCUGCGCAAGAAGAAAAACUACUUGUUAAAAACAGAAAAAGCGGUCCCAAGCAAAUAAUGCGGAAGGGAUAAGUCCCCGCUCGCUGCCAAAUAGCAACCAAGUUCGGCUUGUUCCCCGUGACGUCUAACAGCGCUUGUAGACUAAGGGUCAGACGGCGCGACUGCCGCUGUUUCGCGGAAUCACGUGACAAACUUUCUAAUGCGCGCGUGCGCGCGUUCUUUUUUUCCCUCGACGCGCGCGAGUGCCUCUUGCCCCUCCCGUUUUCUCUUGGUCACGUGAGCGGCAAAGACGGCGGCCGGCCCGGCUCAUCGUCCGCGUGUUGCGUUCUCUAGUAGCUUGCCGCCCCUUCCUUCUCUUUCUCCUUUCUCGGAGCUGACGCCGCGGCCUGAGGCUGGGCACGCGGGAACCAGGCAGUUAGGUAGAUUCCCAUCAUGGAUUGGCAGCCAGAUGAACAGGGGCUCCAGCAAGUACUUCAGUUACUCAAAGACUCCCAGUCUCCAAACACAGCAACCCAGCGUAUUGUGCAAGAUAAACUGAAACAGCUCAACCAAUUCCCUGAUUUCAAUAACUACUUGAUAUUUGUCUUGACGCGUCUGAAAUCUGAGGAUGAACCAACUCGUUCUCUGAGCGGUCUGAUCCUGAAGAACAAUGUGAAGGCUCAUUACCAGAGUUUCCCUCAGCCUGUUGCUGAGUUCAUUAAGCAAGAAUGUCUUAACAACAUUGGAGAUGCUUCUUCUCUUAUCAGAGCUACCAUUGGUAUUCUUAUAACAACCAUUGCUUCAAAAGGGGAGCUGCAAAUGUGGCCAGAGCUCCUGCCCCAGCUCUGCAAUCUACUCAAUUCUGAGGAUUACAACACAUGUGAAGGGGCUUUUGGUGCCUUACAGAAGAUCUGUGAAGAUUCUGCUGAGCUGCUGGACAGUGAUGCUCUCAAUCGACCCCUUAAUGCCAUGAUCCCAAAGUUCCUUCAGUUUUUCAAGCACUGCAGUCCCAAGAUAAGGUCACAUGCCAUUGCUUGUGUUAACCAGUUCAUCAUGGAAAGGGCCCAAGCCUUGAUGGAUAACAUAGACACUUUCAUUGAGCAUUUGUUUGCCCUGGCAGUUGAUGAAGACCCUGAAGUUCGAAAGAAUGUUUGCCGAGCAUUGGUGAUGCUUCUAGAAGUGCGAAUUGACCGACUGAUCCCUCAUAUGCAUAGUAUCAUUCAGUACAUGUUGCAGAGGACCCAGGACAGUGAUGAGAAUGUGGCAUUGGAAGCAUGCGAAUUCUGGCUGACACUGGCUGAACAACCCAUCUGCAAGGAGGUGCUCUCUUCACACCUAGUGCAAUUGAUUCCAAUAUUGGUGAAUGGAAUGAAAUAUUCUGAAAUUGACAUCAUAUUGUUAAAGGGUGACGUGGAAGAGGAUGAAGCCAUCCCCGACAGUGAGCAGGAUAUUAAACCUCGUUUCCACAAAUCACGCACAGUUACCCUGCAGCAUGAAGAAGAACGGUUGCAGGAUGAUGAAGAAGGAGAGGAUGAGGAUGAUGACGAUGACACACUCUCUGACUGGAAUCUGAGGAAGUGCUCUGCUGCAGCCCUUGAUGUCUUGGCCAAUGUCUUCCGAGAUGAGCUCCUUCCGCAUCUGCUCCCACUGCUCAAAGGACUGCUCUUCCACCCUGAGUGGGUCAUCAAGGAGUCAGGAAUCCUAGUCCUAGGGGCCAUCGCUGAAGGCUGUAUGCAGGGCAUGGUUCCUUACCUCCCCGAACUGAUUCCCCACUUGAUCCAAUGUCUCUCUGACAAGAAGGCCCUAGUGCGCUCCAUUGCCUGCUGGACACUGAGCCGUUAUGCCCACUGGGUUGUGAGCCAGCCUCCAGACAUGUAUCUCAAGCCUCUGAUGACAGAGCUGCUCAAGCGGAUUCUUGACAGCAACAAGAGAGUGCAGGAAGCUGCUUGCAGUGCAUUUGCCACCCUUGAGGAGGAAGCCUGCACGGAACUGGUCCCGUAUCUCAGUUUCAUUCUGGAUACUUUGGUUUUUGCAUUUGGAAAAUACCAGCACAAGAAUCUCUUAAUCCUAUAUGAUGCAAUUGGCACCCUGGCUGAUUCUGUUGGGCACCACCUCAAUCAGCCGGAAUAUAUCCAAAAACUGAUGCCCCCCCUGAUCCAGAAGUGGAACGAGCUGAAAGAUGAAGACAAGGAUCUCUUUCCCUUACUAGAAUGCUUGUCAUCAGUAGCAACUGCUCUCCAGAGUGGCUUCCUUCCGUAUUGUGAACCUGUCUACCAGCGUUGUGUGACACUUGUGCAGAAGACCCUUGCCCAAGCCAUGAUGUAUAGUCAACACCCAGAUCAGUAUGAGGCUCCUGACAAAGAUUUCAUGAUUGUCGCUCUUGAUCUGCUGAGUGGUUUGGCUGAAGGUCUAGGAUGCCACGUGGAGCAGCUUGUGGCUCGGAGCAAUAUCAUGACUUUGCUGUUCCAAUGCAUGCAGGACACCAUGCCAGAAGUUCGGCAGAGCUCCUUUGCACUGCUAGGAGACCUUACCAAAGCCUGUUUCAUGCAUGUCAAGCCAUGCAUUGCUGAAUUCAUGCCCAUCCUAGGGACCAACCUGAAUCCAGAAUUCAUUUCUGUGUGCAAUAAUGCAACCUGGGCUAUUGGAGAAAUCUGCAUGCAGAUGGGGGCUGAAAUGCAACCAUAUGUUCAGAUGGUCCUGAAUAACCUUGUGGAGAUUAUCAACCGGCCAAACACCCCUAAAACACUUCUGGAGAACACAGCCAUCACGAUUGGACGCUUGGGUUACGUCUGCCCUCAGGAGGUGGCACCGAUGCUGCAGCAGUUUAUCAGACCUUGGUGUACAUCCCUAAGGAACAUACGUGACAAUGAAGAGAAAGACUCUGCCUUCCGUGGCAUCUGUAUGAUGAUUGGGGUAAAUCCGGGUGGAGUUGUUCAGGAUUUUAUUUUCUUCUGUGAUGCUGUUGCUUCCUGGGUGAGCCCAAAGGAUGACCUGAGGGACAUGUUUUAUAAGAUUCUCCAUGGCUUCAAAGAUCAAGUUGGGGAAGAGAACUGGCAGCAGUUCUCUGAGCAAUUUCCCCCACUUCUAAAGGAGAGACUUGCUGCAUUCUAUGGGGUCUAGGUGAAGCAGCAACAUUGUACUCGGUUCCUGUGUGCGCUGGGAGGGAUGCUGGGAACUCGUCCACAACCCAGUGUUGCAGAUCCCUGUUAAUGGGGGGUUAGGGAGGACGGGAACAGCAUUGUGGGACAUAAAAUGACUUCGCUCCCCAUCUCCUGAAAUUUACAAAGUUGGGGGGAGGGUGGGCCUCCGUGACCAAUUUAAACAAAAACCAGGGUAUCUCACUGGCAGAAGGAAAGUUCUCUUUAUUCUGAGGCCCUCAUUGAUGGAGCGGGGUGGGGUGGGUCUCGGCCCUGGGCUGAGGAAGGGGAGCAAUCUUAAACUGCAACACUCUUGAGAAGGGGAUCUAACUAGGGGCCAUCAUAAAGGACUAGCUAAUAAUAAUACAUAAAGGAUAGGGUUUAAGAUGUUAAAACAGGAUUAAAAGCUAUAAUGGUUUAAAACCAGCAGAUGAAGAGGGAAGGGUUAAAACUCAAUCCAAGGGGGUUAUACUACUGUAUAUUUCCAGUCACCGGUGUUCAAGAGAUCAGCUAUUCUUCGCCUUUUCCAGACUGCAUGGUGACCAAGAAGUAGACUAGCGAAUCUGUGAGUAGCCCAUAAGUGUCAGCAUUUUCAUCUAGGAAUCUUAAGGAAACCCACAAACCCUUUUUGCCAUAGUUGCCAUGGCACUGUGUGCUGGAUGUGAUGCUCAGAGCAAAGGCAGCCUGUGACCUUGUGGGGACCUGUCAGCCAUAUAGGGAGCAGAACUUACCGUAAGAAAUACUGUUGGAGAAGCAUGUCUCUGUUUUUAAGAAGAUGCCACAGUGCAAUGAUUGUUACCCUGUUGUUCAGCUGUUACUUUGUGACAUGGCUAUUACAUUACUUCAGCUGUAGGAGGCAGCAGAGAGCAAGGAGCGAAAACUGCAUUCAUCUGGGAAUGACUGCAUGGGCCAAAGGUGGGCAGAAGACAGUGUACACUUGAUUUUUGCGUGACACAUAACUUGUGUCCUGUGCUUUUGUGGCCAGAGUGGCAUUUGUUCAUAACAGUAGCUUAACGCUCUUAAGGGAAUUCAAUGCCACAUUAAUCACUUUGGUUGGUAAAAGGAGCAGUAAACAUAACCAGGUGUAGAGGAAUUUAUAAACUGGAGCCCUUCCAUGCAUGGCCAAUGGAAGCCUGUAGCUUUUGCUGCAUGCUUAAGGGAGUUACUGUCUUAAGGAAUUCUCAUUAAACCCAAAUCAGUUUAGUCCCUGGAAAUACAACCGGGGGUUGGCUGAAUGCAUUUGAUCUGUGAAGCCAUAGCUUUUUAAUAGUAAGUGGAGAGGACGUGAAGCAGAAGCAAGCCUAUUUUCUCAAAGGCAGCUAGGACAUGGGGGAAAGGUAGCACUGCUUCACCCGAUACAAACAAGGUUUAGAGAAGUCAGGAGUGCUGGAGUGGUGAGGGAAGUCAUCAGGAAUAUUGUUCCGAAGCAACGCAAAUAGAGCUUGUUCAAGGAAGUGUUUGCCAACAGGCAGCAUGCAGAGGAAAAAGAGAACCAUGAGCAGCGCCACAUCCCCCAGAAUCUGAGCGGAUCCCCGUGGAGCAUCGGAAGCAUGAGGAUUAGUUGCCAGACAACCAGGCUGAACUGUGCCUCAUAAUCCUGCAUUGCUCUCGUGGUGGUAGACAAAGUGAUGGGACUCCUUAGAUACUAAAGAAGAUCUAUUCAAGAAAGGAUGGAUGUCCCUUUCUGGGUUAAGGAGAUGCUCUUUAGACAGCAGUUGAUGGUGACAUUCUGGGUACUAUGGGAUGAAUUUUUGAAAGUGUAUUUGUGAGAUUGCUUAGUAACUUAAACUUCACUGAUAUACCCUGUCCUUUCCUUUUCUUCCUAUCCCUGGCCUCCGUUUUACAUGUUGCAAUACUUUGCAGUUCACGCAACUUUGUCAUAGAACUUGGUGGAACGUUACUGUCAAGGCCUUAGGGCCUGGGCCUUUUUAGCAUGGAGACAGCAACACAUCCAAGUGAGAACUGCUUUUGUACUGAUCCUUGAAUCUGAUUGCUCGGGAUCACUCCUGCACUUGUCUGUGAUGGCUGGGUUUAAGAAAUGGAAGUAAACUUGCAAAUGCAUUCCUCAAUUCCUUGUCUUUUUAAUCGUGUGGAACUUGAGCAGGUCUCUGGAGGCAAUCAGCUAGUUCUUUGCAUUUUAAUAGUUUUAUUACAAGUGUUCCCUCUUGUGCCUCACUCUCAACUUCCUCUAUUCUGAGAGGGUGGAAGCAGAGGGUUCUGUUUGAGAGCAAUUUAUUUUUAAACACAUGAACAAGAAAUAUGCACAGAUAGCAGGUGGAAUCCUGGCUUGUGCUUCUAAACUACAUGUCCAGAAAUACAGAAAGAAGGCUGUGAACUCUUCAUCAUCCAGUGAAGUUUAAGCUACUUGGCCUGACUGCCUCUUGAAAUGGAAUAUGUCUUUUGUACAAGUGCUUCUAGUAUUGCCUCCUGUUUGUUAAUCCUGGAUUUGUAUAUUUGUAAAUGUGCCGUAAUGUUUCCAAUGGUGGAACUGCAGUGUACCUAGUGUUGAAGCAGCUGCUUGCACCUUGCUCAAAUGAGAUUUUUCUCAUUUUAUGUAUAAUUUUUUUGUCAACUAAAAAAAAAACCUCUUGUGACUCCAGUUUCCAUGUUUCCGCCCAUUUUCUUUUCCCAGGUUGAUUGGUUUGCAUUUAUCUUCCAAGAUAACAAUGGGGUGACCAGUUACUAUAAAAUCCCAAAUAAUAUUUACCAAUCCUUCUGUCAUUCUACCUUGCUGAGAGAGGGAACUUCAGGGGGAACCCUGUGAUUUGUUGUGACUUCCAUGGCUUUGAUAGCAUUUUCAAUUUUGUCAGUUGUAGUAUGUAUACUGGUAAAAUUACAGGCACAGAAGUCAACCAGUAUUGUAUGGAGUGUGCUGUUGUGAGCAAUCUUGUUUCCAGCUCUUGUGGCUUUAUGCUUUGCGUUGAUCUGCUUCCUAUAAACUGGAGUCCUUUUUCUUGUCAAGGAAAGCUUCAGUAGUGUUGAGGUCCACAAAUUCUCCAGCAAAGAGGAAGGUUAUGGAGGUGCUUGAAUAAUCCAUCUUCAAUUUAAGACUAGAAAGGCAAUUAUUAUAUGGAAAACCUUAUUCUUGGCAUGUCAAAUAGACUGUUGGGAUUUAUAUAAGUUUGUAGACGUGUUUUCAGGCAAAGGCUUUGCUCUCGUUUUGAUAAAGCCAGAAGAUCAGUUUUGCGCAACAUAUUUAUUGAUUUAUAUCCUGCCUUUUCUCUUUUUUAAAGAGUGGCUUUACAUCCUCCUUCUCCUCUCAGUCUUAUCUCUGCAACAACAAUUUGUGAGAUAAGUUGGGCUGAAAGUCUCUGACUGGCCCAAACCCACCCAGUUGGCUUCAUGGCUGAGUGGGGACUAGAAUGCAUAUUGCCUGAUUUUCAGGCUCUUAACCACUAUACUCUCUGACUUGCUAUCAUAUUAGUAUCACAAAAGGACUGAUAUAAUUAACCAAUCAGACUGAUAAACCUAGUCCAAAUUGUAAUUCAUCUUUUGGGGCAGCAGGUAGGAAUAAUGAACAUGUUCAGUUCAUUAUUGUAAUAAACAUUACAAUACAUUACAUGUUCAUUAUAUAUUAAUGCACACCCUGUUGCUUCAGGGUGUAAUCCGAUGCACACAGGCAGGAAAAAAGUUCCAGCAAGCAUUGCUGGCUAGGAUCUGGGAGUUGUGAGGCUGUUCUGCCUACUCAUGUAUAAGAUUCCAUACUAAGUAAAGUGUAGCCUAGAAGAGCAAAGGUUAUUUGUGCAUGUAUAUAAUUCCAAUUUCUCUGUUUAAAUAAAGGUCUAAAUUCUUACAUUGGUUCACACCAAAA
Messenger RNA from Varanus komodoensis (Komodo dragon), 7322 nucleotides. RefSeq names its product transportin 2 (gene TNPO2). The transcript is spliced from 27 exons. The record is from RefSeq and is a predicted model, not a curated record. Gene Ontology annotation, cellular component: nucleus; cytoplasm. Lineage: Eukaryota; Metazoa; Chordata; Lepidosauria; Squamata; Varanidae. Gene Ontology annotation, biological process: protein import into nucleus. Gene Ontology annotation, molecular function: nuclear import signal receptor activity; small GTPase binding. Bases 828 to 3494 code for a protein of 888 amino acids.